Molecule: messenger RNA, 1406 nt
Organism: Plectropomus leopardus (leopard coralgrouper)
Lineage: Eukaryota; Metazoa; Chordata; Actinopteri; Perciformes; Serranidae
Gene: napgb
Product: N-ethylmaleimide-sensitive factor attachment protein, gamma b
Biological process (GO): intracellular protein transport
Cellular component (GO): vacuolar membrane; SNARE complex
Molecular function (GO): syntaxin binding; soluble NSF attachment protein activity
Source: RefSeq, a predicted model, not a curated record
UGCGCCUGAGGAGGAGUUCCUGCUAAUCCAAACAUCGACGAAAUAACGUCCACAGCUAUUCAUCGAUAACAGAUUCAUUACACCUCAUCGAGUCAAUCAUCGGCAUGGCUGCUCAGAAGAUAAACGAAGCUCACGAGCACAUAGCAAAAGCCGAAAAAUGCUUAAAGACAAGUCUGACAAAGUGGAAGCCUGAUUUUGACAGUGCUGCGUCUGAAUACGGCAAAGCAGCUGUUUGCUUCAAAAAUGCGAAGCAGUACGAACAAGCAAAGGAUGCUUACCUGAAAGAAGCUGAAUAUCACACAGAAAACAAGGCGCUUUUCCAUGCUGCAAAGGCUAUUGAACAGGCAGGUAUGAUGAUGAAGGAACAAAAGAAGAUGCCAGAGGCCAUCCAGUACAUAGAGAAAGCCUGCAUGAUGUACAUGGAGAACGGGACUCCUGACACGGCUGCCAUGGCUCUGGACCGGGCUGGAAAACUGAUUGAGCCCAUAAACCUUGAGAAAGCCGUGGACCUGUAUCAGAAGGCAGCUGGCGUUUUUGAGAAUGAGGACCGCCUGCGUCAGGCAGUUGAACUGCUGGGAAAAGCCUCCAGACUUCUGGUCAGGUUAAAAAGGCUGGACGAAGCAUCAGUCGCUCUGCAGAAAGAGAAGAACAUGUACAAAGAGAUUGAGAACUUCCCCAUGUGCUUCAAGAAAACAACUGCUCAAGUGCUGAUUCAUCUUCAUCGAGGGGACUACGUAGCAGCUGAUAAAUGCGUCAGAGAAAGUUACAGUCUGCCAGGCUACAGCGGAAGCGAAGAUUCCGUUGCCAUGGAGACGUUACUGCAGGGCUACGACGAGCAGGACGAGGACCAGGUGUACCGCGUGUGCAACUCACCUUUACUGAAGUACAUGGACAACGACUACGCCAAGCUGGCCAUCUCCCUGCGGGUACCUGGAGGAGGAGGAAAGAAGAAGAAGGCUGCAGCUGCUCCACAAGGCGGCGCUAGCGGGGCGCCGGCUGGAGCCGACGACGAGGACGAUUACGAGGGAGGCCUGUGUUAGCCCUCGGCCUCCAGAGCGCCCGCUCUUCCCGUCUGCUGCUCCACCACUGCACCCUCUGUGUACCAGUUCAAAGUCUCGGCAAACCCUUUCAGCUCCAAAGCCCAGAUGUGUGGCUGUUAAAUCUGUAAUUGUGCAAGAAAUAAGAAAAAAACAAAUAGAGUUGGUGUUGCAGAGGAGUUUAAGCAGCCUUUUUAAUUUUCUUUGAGGUGGAUCCUCCGUGUCAUGAAAAAUCUUCAACAGUGUAUGAAAGCCUGUUGUAUGUAAAUGUUCUAUGAUUUCUCGUCUCUGUGAAGCUGUAAAUUUCGCUCUUAUUGUGUGCGAGUAGCGUCUUAAGAAUAGGUAUAUUAAAAUCAGAAAUACUCUAAA